CCCCCACCACUUUGCCCUCCGCCCCCUCCACCGCCACUUUGCCCUCCGCCCCCUCCCCCGCCACUUUGCCCUCCACCCCCUCCCCCUCCACGUUGCCCUCCGCCCCCUCCCCCUCCGCCGCCACUUUGCCCUCCGCCCCCUCCCCCCCCUCCCCCACCACUUUGCCCUCCGCCACCUACCCCACCACUUUGCCCUCCUCCUCCUCCCCCACCACUUUGCCCUCCGCCCCCUCCCCCUCCCGCUCCACGUUGCCCUCCGCCCCCUCCCCCUCCGCCGCCACCCCCUCCCCCACCACUUUGCCCUCCGCCCCCUCCCCCACGACUUUGCCCUCCGCCACCUACCCCACCACUUUGCCCUCCUCCCCCUCCCCCACCACUUUGCCCUCCGCCCCCUCCCCCUCCACCGCCACGUUGCCCUCCGCCCCCUCCCCCUCCGCCGCCACGUCGCCCUCUGCCCCCUUCCCCUCCGCCCCCUCCGCCACCUACCCCACCACUUUGCCCUCCGCCCCCUCCCCCACCACUUUGCCCUCCGCCACCUACCCCACCACUUUGCCCUCCUCCUCCUCCCCCACCACUUUGCCCUCCGCCCCCUCCCCCUCCUGCUCCACGUUGCCCUCCGCCCCCUCCCCCUCCGCCGCCACCCCCUCCCCCACCACUUUGCUCUCCGCCCCCUCCCCCACGACUUUGCCCUCCGCCACCUACCCCACCACUUUGCCCUCCUCCCCCUCCCCCACCACUUUGCCCUCCGCCCCCUCCCCCUCCACCGCCACGUUGCCCUCCGCCCCCUCCCCCUCCGCCGCCGCCCCCUCCCCCACCACUUUGCCCUCCACCCCCUCCCCCACCACUUUGCCCUCCGCCCCCUCCCCCGCCACUUUGCUCUCCGCCCCCUCCCCCACCACUUUGCCCUCCAAGGCGAACCUCGUACCAGCUGGAGCGGUGCGGCGGCACCCCGCUGCGGUGUGAAGCACGUCCGAAGCGGGAGCUGUCUGGAGCUGGAGAACGCCUGCCUGGAGAAAGCGCUCGCCACGCCCCUGGUGCCGCAGAAGCUCCGCCAUUCGUGGUGGCGCCUGCUGAGGCCGGCUACCCAGUGGUGUGGGGUCGACAAGCGGCCAGGUGCCGGCGGGCCCUUAAGGAGGCGCUCACUGGACGGCCGGCGUAUCGCACAAGGCCGUCCGUCGCCCGGGAACGGGUUCCCUCCGGCCAGCGUGGCGGCCGAGCUGCACGCGCCGUUGUGAGUGCAACGCUCCGGCUGCGGGCACGUGGAACCCCGCCUGACUUCCCGUGA
Molecule: messenger RNA, 1284 nt
Organism: Schistocerca gregaria
Lineage: Eukaryota; Metazoa; Arthropoda; Insecta; Orthoptera; Acrididae
Exons: 8
Source: RefSeq, a predicted model, not a curated record